AUGGCUGGAAUACGCGUUGACCCCCCGCGUGUCGACUUCAACGACGUGAGAGUCGGGACGGUUUACAGGACCAAAGUCACGGUAACAAAUGUUGGGAAACGUUCGAAGACAAUAUUGAUGGGGAAGCCUGUGUUAAAGUUGUUCAAGUUCACAGCAUCCAGCACAGCCAUGGUGGUGGCUUCUGGUCUGUCUGUAAGCGGCCUGCUUGAGUUUAAUCCGGAGGAAGAGGAGGAGGUCAGAGACCGCCUUCUGAUUCAUGUAGAUGAUGUAGAGACCAUCAAAAUCCCUCUGCUGGGAUUCCCCAGGGCUUGUUCCUUCCUAACAGACUCAGUACUAGACUUUGGGUGUAUCGCCGCAAGCAGUCAGGUGAUCAGCAAACAUCACCGUAUAACCAAUCAGGGAUCAGCACCAGGCGUGUUCCAGGUGCAGUACAAUGGAGACCCCUCAGUUAGAAUCUCACCCUGCAGUGGAGUCGUAGCAGCUGGUGCCACCCAGCGGCUGAAUGUGGAACUGUGCACGGACAGACCCAGGCAGAUUGAUGAGAAGGCUCUGCUGAAGCUCCAGAAUCGCUCUGCUGUGCUCAGUAUAAAGGCUGAGGUGGUGGACCAGCACCUUGAGGUUUUUGACGAGCAGGGGGCUCCACUCUCCCAUCUGUUGUUUGGACCUGUAUACUUCGGGACGUCCAGCGUGGAAAACGUGGUUCUGAGAAACAAUUCACCCCGGGCAUGUGACUGGGUUUGCCUGCUCCAGGAUACUGCGGCUGGGACCGAGGCGGGAGUAGAUCUUCUGAAGGGCACUGACGGGGCUCUGCUGGAGAGCUGCAGCCCAGUCAACCACGACGUCUCUCAGGUCUUGGUGUGCGUCCCCAGACAGGGUCGACUGGGACCGUAUGAUAAAACCAGUGUGGGACUGUGCUUCAGCCCCAUGAGCAAGAGUGACGAGAGAAAGCGCGAUCACUCCACCAGACGGCAACACUACUGUCUCUACCUGCUGUUUGAGUCGGUGGAAAGCAGAUGUGGCUUCACUCACCAUAAGGGUAACAGCAGUGUGGAGCUGGCAGUGACAGGCUCUGGACUGCCUGUGUCUCUGGUGCCUCGUCCCUCUCGAACGUUCGAUUUCCUCACCUGUGUGACAGGUCAACGCGUGGACCUGCUGUGCCUGCUGCAGAACCUCUGCCCUCUACUUCCUGUCAAAUUCCGCUUCCGCAAAGCAGCGCAUUUCACCACCAACCCCUCCACUGGCACAAUUGGCCCCGGGCAAUGCCAGGAUGUAGUUUUGUCUUUCACUGCGGGGCAGCAAGGGCGCUUCCAGGUGUGUCAGAAGCUAGAUGUCUUAGGUGAUACUGUUCAGAGGACCAGUAACACCGCUGAAGAUGUUACUGGAAUUGAGCUUCACUGCUUCUACACCAUCACUCUUAACCUGUCUGCUGUGUGCUGCAGUGAGACCACACACCCCGUGCCUAAACGGAAUCCUGCAGUGACCUGUCCGACCGGACCCCUGCCUCUCGUCCGGUACAGCGAUCUGUCUCGCUGCCGCGGGAUGGCGUUUGCCGCCGUCCUCUGCGCUGACCAAACGCGACUCCACGAACAUCGCGGGCAGAGGAGUCAGAGGACGGAGGGGGAGGAGUUCUUGGCUUUUCCUAAUGACCGCGCCACGAGCAUCAGGCCUGCCGCCGCACACACACAGUACAGGACCAUCUUCACCGGUGUACACCGCUAUCGCUAUGUGGACACCAGCUAUGCUUUCACUGAGGAAGAAGAGGGGCAGAGACAGAGGGAUCGACAGAUUUACGCAGAUUUCAUCGAACAGCUCAGAAGAACUCGCCUGCAGAAGAUCAGUGAGAGACUGCAGGAAAAAGUGGAGGACAACGACGUGGAUAUCGGGAUUGUUCCUUCUCACGGGCUCGUUCCACCUACACUCCGCAUCAGUGACCUGGAGAGCAGUAAGAUCUCAGAGACAAAACCGAACUACAGCUCUGCUUCUCCAGCAGCCAGACGUAGCUGCCCCGAAGACAGGACAUCCAUCAACCGGCAGCUUAACAGUCAGGUAAUGAGUGCAGUUCCCUCUACCAGCCAGGAGGUGGCAGACUGCAACAGGGCUCUGACAGCUCAGGAGCUCUACCAAGUUGUCAUAGGUCCGUUGUUAGUGGACUUCGGCGAUGUGUGUGUGCAGUCGGUGUGUGUUCAGAAGCUGGAGCUGAUCAAUCAUCUAUCAGUGUUCGUCUGGGUGCAGCUGGAGGUGGACUGCCCGGAGCUACAGGGCUCCUCACCCCUCUCCCACGUCCUGCCACCUCGCUCCCUCAACACCCUGCUGCUGACAUUUCAGAGCAGCAAAAUGGGUCACUUCUACAGAUCUGUAUCCUUCUCUGUGAACCAGCAACACCCUGGUCAGAUUCUGGUCCAGGCCCAGGUCGUCCCCUUGGCCCUGGAGCUGUCCACCGACCUGCUGGUGCUCCGCCCCACCCACACAUGGCUCGCCCAAUCAGGAUACAGGAGCUCGGUUACCCUUCGGAACCAGCGUAACCGCGCUGCAGAAUUCACAUGGAGGCCGGUAGUCACAGAGAGCGGCCUCCUCUUCACCAUUCGACCAGCUACAGGUACAGUGGAGCCGUACAGGGAAUUGGACUGCGAGGUAGUGUGGCAUCCCUCCUUCACCUCCCCUUCUGAGGGAGAGUUCGACCUCUGUGUUCAUGAGGGCAACACACAACGCCUGCACUGUGUUGCUAAGGUCGGGUCCACCAGCGUCCAGCUGGCAGAGAAAAAAGUCAUGUUUGGAUCGGUGCCUCUCAACAUGCCCUCUAUCAGAACUGCAGUCUUACACAACACCGGAAAGAACCACGCCUACUAUCAGGUGCUAGAUGUUUCUCCUCUGCCAGGCUUGGUGGUGAGUCCACCUGAGGGCGUGGUGCCGACUGGGGGGCAGGCCGCACUCCAGAUCCACUUCAUUCCCGACUCUGUCAUCAAGUUUGACACUACAGUAAAGACAGCUCUGAGGAACAUGAAGUCCUUGGAGCUCAGAGUGGGCGGAUCAGUGGAGCCUCCAAAUGUAGACAUCAGUGUGGCCCGUUUCCAGUUUCUCGGGGUCCAUGCUGGCUCUCAGCGAGCGAUACCGUUCGCUCUGACAAACCACUCGUCAGCCGCAGCCCAGAUUACCUUCGACCUGGCAGAAUACUCCGACUUCUCUUUGCACCUCCCUCAGCCCUCACAGUUGUACUGUGUGGUGAUAGAGAAGGAGCCGGGCGUGAGUGUCGUGGAAGUCAGAGGCCACCAGACUGUGGACUGUUCCCUUGUCUUCUCCCCCACCCAGGCAGUCGGCUAUGAUUUCCACCUGCCAAUGAUGGUCAACGGAGCGCGAUGGGCCACUGCUUCUCCGUCCCCUCUCUCCACCUCCUGCUCCGUCUCCUCCUCGCUGCCAGCCGGCAGCAGGAAGCGUGUCGUCAAACCUGUUCCAUGGUCUGUCGCCAUGGCGACGCAAUGGCCUCAGCGCGUACAGGCCACAGUGCUGUGCGCCCCCCUGGAAAUGUCCCCCUCUAGCCUAGAGUUCAAUGUGGAACCCCAGGCACCACAGUCUCAUGCUUACACCAAGACAGUGGAGCUGAAAGCGGUGUGUGAGGAGAGCGUGUUUUGGCGCAAGGGCGUCAGGCAACAUGCGAACUGGUGGUUUGGCUGCAGAGGAAAUGCAGUAGCCGAGUACAGAAGAGAGGGGGAGCUAUGUGUGGUGUCUCCAUCAUCAGGCAGUCUGGGGCCGGGCCAGUCCAUCUACUUGACGGUCAGCAUCAGCGCUGAGGCUGUCACAAUGGGCUCUGGCAGAGUGACCAAACUGUCCCUCCCUCUCUACCUGGAAGACGAGGGAGGACAGGGGAUGGGAGGAGAGGAGGUGCAUGAACCUUACAGAGAGCUGUCCAUCACCAUCCAGCCUCCCUGUAUCACCAUCCACCCCCCUCAGAUCCUCCUCACGCCAGUACCCCUGGAAGGCAUCGCAACCGCCACACUCACCCUGCUGGCUAUUGGAUAUCCUCGUGGAACCACGGUAUCAGCUGAAGUGGACGAGGUGGAACUGGAGGAUGGGGUGAAGAUUCGGCCCGUUUCCAUCAUCUUCCCAGAGGGUAACAACCUUCCUGCCCAACACCAGGAUCAGAGACAUCCAGUAGGCAUUCAGAACCAGGAGGCCAAUGUGACCUCUCUAGCCUGCAGCGUGUCCUUCUGCUCCGCCAUCCCUCUGUCCCUCUGCACAGCCAUCACCUUCACCGACCACCUCCACAACAAGUUUAAGGUGACGUUGUGUGCUAUCGCUGACAACUGCGUGUUGACAGUGUGGCCCUACAUGGCCCAGCACCGCUCCGAGCUACAGAUAGUUCUCAAGACUGGGGCCACAGAUAUUGAGGCGAUCCUGCAGCGCCAUCACACACCAAGUCUUGCCUCCGGUCCGACUUCAUCCUCCUCCUCCUCAUUGUUUGAUCGCAACAGCUCAACAAGCAAGAACUCGACGGCAUCAGACUCCUUUCCAGACAGUGACAGCUCGAGCGGUCAGGCCAGCAGGAAUACGGAAGGACUAUAUUACCAGAAUGUAUUAAUGGCCGCGGAGAGGUGGUUUAGCUUCUUUGGGUGGCCGAGUGGACCACACCCCAUCUCUGUGCCACACACACUCAGAAGAGUUGCGUCCAAAGUUCAAACGAAUCAUUCCAGUGGACGGACUUAUCAAGUCACUCAAAAUAAUGACUCCAGGUCUGUAGUGGACAUGCUUCACCACCUGACUGGCAAACAGAUUCCUGGUAUUCCUCGGAGUCAGACACUUUCCUCUGAUAUAAACCAGCGCACCGAUCAGCUGCUGCAGCAGCAUGAAGCUAUGCUGACUUUUCUCCGGGUGCAGGGAGCAUGCCUUUGUCACAUCCGACCGCAGUACUUGCUUGACAUGCAGGAGUACGAACACUGGUGCUCCCUCCUGCAGUCAAAUAAGGAAGAACUUGGUCUGGACUACAGCAGUGUUGACUUCGAGUCUCUGAGCAAGCGAUCCUGGACUGACGUCCUGCUGCAAAUAUACAAGGUGCUGGUGUUGUGCCGCGUGUCAGAGAGCGGUUUGAACACUCUGAAACGCGACGGCGUAGAUGGAGUCCUCCCCGUCGGGUCACAGCCACGGGCCAGUAACAUCUAUUCAUCCUGCGAGCUCCGGUUGCUCUUAUGGCUCAACGUGCACUACCAGAGCAUGAGGAAGACUAUGUUGGGAACAGGCGGUGUCCCAUCAGCACGCUGGAUAGUGGAUUUUGACCUGGACUUGACAGAUGGACUGGUGCUCACUGCUCUGCUUGCUGCCCACUGCCGUCACCUGAUCUGCAGCCACUUCCACAGGAUGUACUCCACAACCAACAGCCUGGAUCAGAUAAUGCACAACAACAUUAUAGUGGCCCAGGCCUUAACUGCACUGUGUCUCAACCUAGACGUACAGCCCACAGACUUGUCGGACCCCAAUCCAGUGCAGAUGUUAAUCCUGUGCGUUCACCUGUAUGAGCGGCUGCCGCAGUACCUGCCGCUGCGCACUAUCACUCUGUCAGGAGGUCUGCACAGCACUUUCAGCAAACAGGUGCGUCUGGAAAACCCGUCCUCUAAGCCAAUCAAAUACCAGGUUCUUCUUUUAGGAGAGGAUGCCCGUCUCUUCUCCCUCCCUGGUGGAUCGGCUGUCACUAUUCCUCCAAAGGCGCGCGCCGAACUGACGGUCCAGUUCAGCUGCGUCGUCAUGCAGCCCAUGGAGGCGGCCCUCCUGCUCAUCCCCAGUUCUCCCUUCGGCCUGUGCGGCACCACUCUCGCCUUCAAUCUGAAGACCCGCGUCAGUCACAUCACACCCACGAACACUGUCAAGUGCAAGUCUCCAUGCUACCAGCUGAAAGUAAUCCAAGUGCCCAUAACUAACCCCUUCAACAAAGAAGCCACGUUCAGGGUCGUGCUGGUGGAGUCUCCGUUCAACCCACUGGACCCCAAAAAGAAAGGAGAAGGCCUCUUUCAACAGGCCUCCUCCGAAGCCAAUAUGAAGAUGAUGACUCCAGACAGGAGCUGUGGGGAGGAGAUGGAAGGAAAGUGCUCGGAUCUCAAUGGUGAAGACACUGAAUUCCUGAGUGCAGUAAGGAGUGUUUGUCUGAAGUCAGGCCAAGAAGACACUCUGAACAUCCACUACCUGCCCUUCUGCCCAAGCACCAAGUACUGCUCUGUGCUGCUAGUUUGCCCGCAGGUGGGAGAUAUGGUCUAUAUGGUGAAGGCCACAGCAGAGUUGCCUCUUCCUUCCCCUUUCACUGCCUGGCCCAGUUCCAACAUAGUCUCCAUCCCCUGCAACUCUGAGCCAGCUGUGUGUGUGACAGUACUAAGCCUACAAUGCAAGGUGGGGCAGGUGUGUGAAGAGUUGGUGCGCGCGCCGCUCAUCAAUAUGGCCCGGGAGCUAGCUCUGAUCAUCUGGGGUCAGUACAGCAUGAGCGCUGAUGAACACAGGAGGCGUAAACUGACGCAUUCUUUGCACAGCAGCACCGUGAGGGCAGCCACGGCUGUGCGCAAGCUCGUCAAACAUCAGGCCCAACUGUUGAGAGAUGUUCACCACAGUAAAGGAGUAGAAUACAGCGUGGAGGUUUCUUUGCCACAAUACUUUGCUUUACCCAGCAAUGUUACAAUACCUAUAAAGGAAGACAGCAACAUAUCAUGGGAGAAUCCUGCAGAUUGUGGCUGUGUGGACAUCCCAGUACGGUUCCAGGCGGACUCUGUGGGGCAAUUUACAUGUCAGGUGGUCCUGAGGUCCUGGUGUGACACCAGGGUCUAUGUGCUAGAGGCGCUGGUCACUUCACAGGGAGGAUCCGUCCACUUGGACUUCAGUUCGCCUGCUCACCGCUCACUCACGCAAGACAUACCACUGCACAAUGAGACCCAUCAAGACUGGAAAAUACAAGCUGAGGUGUGUGGUGAAGGAUUCUCCGGCCCAAAGACUUUGGAUGUGCUGGCAGGGACAAGAGCCUGCUACCCACUCACCUUUCAGCCUUCUGCACAACGCAUUGUCAUGGGCGCGCUGUCCUUACAUAACGACUGUGACGGCACCGACUACGUGUUUACCCUCAAAGGAGUGGGAGAGCCCCCCCUAGCAGUGGACCAUGUGGUAUUACAGUGCUCUGUAGGUCAAACAACACACACACAGAUCGCUGUCCCCAACUACAGCCAGAACAAACUCACUCUCAAGGUGGUGACAGACCUAUCUGUUGUGGGUGGCCCUCCCUCUCUGGAGAUCUACCCUGGUCAUAGCGCUCAAUACACCCUGGCUGUGUCACCAUGGAAACGAGGAAAACAGACAGGAUGUGUUUCGUUUCAAGAAAUUGUUGACAUGCAGGACGCAGACGAGCACAAAGGAAGUGUUCUCGGCUAUUACGAGGUGUACUUCUCUCUAGAGAUAAUUUGUGAGCCAGCAGCACCCAUCAAGGUCAUAGAUGUACAAUGUGCUGCUCAGAGCUCAGUGUCCAUAAAGGUCGCUGUCAAAAACCCACAUGGAGAGCCGCUGAUGCUGGAUGUGUACCUGGAAGGAGACGAGCUGAGCGGGGCCGACCGGGUUUCAAUCCCCCCACGGGACACUCUCACUUACAAAGUUAUGUUCUCCCCUGGCAGAGUAGGGAAGAGCACAGGCAGUGUGGUGUUCCAGUCAGAGCUGGUCGGGGAGUUCUGGUAUCAGCUGGCGCUUUAUGCUACUCCGCCUCCUGUCAUCGAGCUCCCACAGGCCUGCUGUCAGAUGGGCAAAUGGACCAGCCAGACCAUUCCCCUCGUUAACCCAACAGCCGAGACUCUGGAGCUGAUCGUAGCCAACAGUAACCCCAGACACUACUCGCUGGACAUGGAACCAGGAAAUACUCUUAUUGUUGAGCCCCACUCCUCCACCCAGCUUGGUGUCCGUUUUAGUCCUUCAUCCAUCGGAGAGGGGAACCAUGCGGCAAAGAUCACUUUCACGUGCCCUCAGUUGCAGGACUCGUGUGUGUUGUUGAGUGGGCGUGGCCUCGUUCCUGAGAGCGAGGAGCCUCUGAGCAUCUCAUCCCCGAUCGGCUCCAACGCCUCCAUCACCGUUCCCUUCACCACCGAGCUCCCAGCCGUGCUCAGUAUCACACUCGCAGACGAGGACCCGCGUCGAGCCCCCGACUGCCAUCAAGUCACUACGGACAAGGAGGUGUUCUCUCUCCCUCUGAGCCACACUGAAGGUAUACAGAUCUGUGAAGGGGCCAGUUUCAAUGUGCCUGUAGUGUUUGCGCCCAAGUCUAUGGAGCUCCAACAGGCCUGGCUCUGCAUCACGAUGAAGCCCAGCAGCAGUACCUUCAGUGCAGACAACGUGAGGUCACAGCAGGAACGGCCAACCAACUGUUGGAUUUACCCUAUCCGUGGGAUUCCCAUGGAGUCGCCUGUUGACAACUCUCCACUUGGCGCGCUCUAUUGUGAAGCGGGCUGCCAGCUGGAAAGGAAGGUGGAUGUACUGCUCACUGGGUGCGUGCCGGGGAACGGAGACCGGAAAGGACAGGAAGUUACCCGGGCGAUGGCGGAAGACUUCCUGUGCACGGUUCAUUCAGACGGCAAAUCGGAGCGCUCGGAGGUGGAGGACCGCCUCUCCGCCGCCAUAGAGGUAGCAAGGAGGGACCCUGAGACCGGCAUCGUAACACUCACGCUUAAUCUGGUCUACGCCCCCCUCAGGCCAUGCAGGCGCUCAGCGGUCCUCGCUGUGCGUUGUGUGUCCGGGGGGAUCUGGGAGUUUCCCAUCACUCUCAUCUCCACAGAGCCUCAAGCGGACGAUGUCAUCCCCACUGAAGCCACUGAGUUGGGAAAGACUUCAGCCGUGGGCUUCCGUCUGACCAGCACCACCAGGAGGCCUGAGCCGUUCACUGCAGCCUUCCUGCCAGGCGGCAGCAAUGAUUUCAUGGUGACUCCGGCCUCGGGGAUGUUGCCUCCUGUCGGUUCUACCGGAGCCCUCAUCACUGUGUCCUUCACACCCAGCACACACCGCCAGCACACGGCAAGACUAACCAUCCAGGCAGCAAACAUGCAGUGGACCUACGAGGUGAGAGGGAAACUCCUCCUCUGCUCCGUCCAGCCAAUGAAAUGUUGAAAUAUAUGGAGCUGCAUAUUCAGCCUUUUCAAUAAGUCUCAAUGGGUAUUUCAGAUUUCAGUUCUGUUUCCUCAAUAUUUAAAUAUUAUAUACUGUGUCAAUAAAAAAGCAUU
This is a messenger RNA of Anarrhichthys ocellatus (wolf-eel), 9215 nucleotides long. Its product is annotated as cilia- and flagella-associated protein 47. Lineage: Eukaryota; Metazoa; Chordata; Actinopteri; Perciformes; Anarhichadidae. The transcript has 67 exons. Bases 1 to 9102 code for a protein of 3033 amino acids. Gene Ontology annotation, biological process: cilium assembly. Gene Ontology annotation, molecular function: protein binding. Gene Ontology annotation, cellular component: cilium. The record is from RefSeq and is a predicted model, not a curated record.